CUCACCGCAGCCUGAGGGAGACACAACGCACUCUAUUGAACAUUGAUGUGCCUGCAAACGUGAACAUCUGUGAGGACUCGAGACGAGGAAGACCCUUUCCAAACCCAACGACAACGCAUCACCACUCAGUGGGUUAUACCCAGAGGGAUCAUGUGGGUUCUGGAAAAGAUCCGGGACUCGGUCGAAACGAAUGUCCUCCGACAAGGAGAGGCGGGCGACAAACAAGGCAAGUCACCUGUCUACAGCAACGUCCUCACACCCGAUAAGAUCCCAGAUUUCUUUAUCCCUCCAAAGCUGGUAAGCUGCCCACCAGAGACUGAGGCAUCCGACGUCAAGUCCAAAGAAAGUUUACGACCUUCCACGUCUGAGCAAACCAUCAGCAUCAAGAAGAUCAGCAGCCCCCGUAGCCCUCGACUGGUCAGCAAGUUGGCCGGAGACACCAAGAACCUUCUUAGGGCUGCCAACCGCCACAUCAUUCAGAUUGAGAGUGCCGACGAUGUCGUAGCGGGCGACACCAACGCUGAUCCUCAAUCACAGACCGCCAUGUCUCUCCCGUACAUCCCAAAGACUCAGACUUCAUAUGGCUUUGCCACGCUGAUGGAAAGUCCCCACACCAGGCGAAAGGAAUCCCUGUUCCACUGCGACCACACUAGUCCGGUAACCUCCCCCAACACUCAACGCAAGUCCCAAAACAAGAGCAGCAAUGAAGGGAACCAUCUUAACCCCCCGGACUUCAACACAUCUCACAUAAACCCAUAUCGCUACUUCAGCGGAGGCGAAAGCGACACCUGCUCCUCCGCAGAGUCCUCUCCAUUCAGUUCCCCGCUGCUUUCCCGUUCGGCAUCCCUACUGAAGAUCUUUACCCACGAGACGCAAGCCAAGGUAGCCAAAGGCAAGCGGACAUUCGCCAGACACAGUUCGGUGUCUACGGACGAGUGCAGCUCUGCUGAGCCCAGCCCCAACGUUAAUAGACGUAGCCACUGUUCAUCCUUACAUGCCGGUGGAGCCCUGGAACACCUUCACGGCGCUGACCGUCACUACAAGGAACACACCAUCAACAUGCACAAAGGAGGAACCGUCCGGCUUUGCGCGGACUACGAUGCCAGCACGGUGCGCUUGCGAAUCCGCAUCAUGGCGGCUGAGGACUUGUACGAGCCCAUGUUUGACAUCAAGAGCAUCAACUGCUGCGUAUCACUCUAUCUCAAUCCGGGCAAGUUGCAGAAGCAGAGGAGCACGAUUAUAAAGAACAGUCGCAAUCCCGUCUUCAACGAGGACUUCUUUUUCGAUUCGGUGACUUCGGUGCAGGUAAAAAACAUAGCUCUGAAGAUCAAGGUUGUGAAUAAAGGCACUAGCUUGAAAAGAGACACGCUUUUGGGGGAACGCGAGGUUCCUCUGUGCAAGAUCUUAGGACUUCAGUGAGCCUGACAUGGGUCACUUUAUUCAAAGGUGGAGUAACAUCUUCUGUAAUAGAUUUGUGCUUUGUUGUCUUUGAUGCAGUGGCUGAGUUGUCACAAAUAAAAAAAAUACCAACAACAACCACCUGCUCGGCAUCAAGAUAUUUGGAUAGUUCUGAACCUGUCGUCAAUAAAUCUAAAAAAACCUACAAAAAAAGUAUUUUGUUUGUUAUGUUCUGUAUUUUUGUUCUACGACUUUAGCCUAAUUAAGACACUGUGUUUACCUUUUCGAUUGUUAAGACUUUUUACAGCGUCACAGACCUUUGAAGCUACACAAUGGCCCUCGGUGCUAAUGUUAGCUUUGAUCCUGGAUGCAUCUGGUGUCUAAUUUGGAGAAUAAACAACCAGAACGAACAAUCGUUAUGUCACUCUUGCGCAUAUCUUUGUGAGACUUUGAUGUGAACUUGUAAAUGCGAUGAUGUAUUCUUGCAAUGCCAGAAUGUCAUUUGGUGAAACCCAAAAGCCUUACUACUGGGAGAAGGGAUCAUUUUGUUAUUGAUGGAAUUGAUUUCUGACCCUAAUUAUUAGCAGUGUCUAUUUGUCGGGUAUUUUGAAUGAAUGUUUGGGCACAGACCUUUGACAAGAGCCUUUUAUAAAAAGGGAUGUAUGUGAAAGUCUACUUACAAAAGUUUCUUAUCGGAGAUUAACUUACUGUGCACUUGUGAUAUGCCAAUACACACUGCAUUUCAACUGUAGGAAAAAAAAUGGUUGAUAUACAAGUUACUACUACUAAUACUAAAACUCUUUAAAUGUUGAUUUUAAUUUAAAUCAAAAUAUUAGCCAAAGUAUUAUUUGAAAAACUUAAACUAAACGAAUAUUAGAAUGAUUUCUCUGCAAUAAACUAAAAUAAAUUUAAGAUGAGGCUCUAAACUUAACUAUAAAUUAAAAAGCUAAACAAUGUAAACUAUAACUUAUACACUUUGAAUUUUUGUUUAUUUUAGUAUCAUGUUAAAAAUAAAUUAAAAAAUGACAAAAGCACAUAACAAAAUCGCUUUAAACUGAAAUGAACAAAAAACAAUAAACUACAAUAAACAAACAAGCAAAAAAUUAUAAAAAUACAAUAAAACGUAAAAACAAGAACAAUAAGAGAAAGGUAAAUUAGUGAAAAAGCAAUAUUCUCUUUAUUCCCACUUAUUGAUACUUAAAAGUUUACUGUUUAAGGAAUCAAGUUCUGUUUCACAGAAAAACAACAAAAGAUCAUCUUUGAAGCGUUUGCUAUGCUCAUCAAAAUAAUUCAUAAAAGAAUCAAAGAGCUCCUCCUCAGUGAAUAAUAGAUGGUGAGUGACACAAGUGAGUAACCAGAGUUGUACCGCAAGCAUCUCUAUAUUAAUAAAAUGUCGAUUGUGCUGUAAAUUAUUGAGUGCUUAAAGCAUAUAAAGCUUUUCAUUAUUUCAAGUGUUUUUAAAAUUUCUGAAACCACUCGAAUGCUGGAGUCUCCCUGUUUUCACAGGUGUAUUUUGCAAAAGAAAGUGCCAAUCCUGUGUACUUGAUGUAUAAGUGAACCGUUCACUAGCUGUUUAGUGUGCUCCUGCUGAACUCUGGUGUUUGUAACCUGUGUGCAUGGAUAAUAUUUUCACUGUGGUUAUCUGUUUUAUCCUGCACGCUUAUUUAACUGAUUGUUCAA
This is a messenger RNA of Triplophysa dalaica, 3078 nucleotides long. Its product is annotated as C2 calcium-dependent domain-containing protein 4C. The transcript is spliced from 2 exons. The coding region runs from base 151 to 1419 and encodes 422 amino acids. The record is from RefSeq and is a predicted model, not a curated record. Lineage: Eukaryota; Metazoa; Chordata; Actinopteri; Cypriniformes; Nemacheilidae.